GAGGGGGUAGUCUCGUAUCCGACAAUGAACUGUGAUAGAAACAAAAACUUUCCGAGAUUGUUAAGCGUUAUCAUGGCGUUAGAGAACCACUAGUUUAGAUGGGCAAUUUUGUUUGUGUCGUAAUUUUUGUGUUGUGUUGUUUAGUGCUAAUUUGUGUGUGUCAUAAUGUCUAACGUCCCGCCUAAGUUUUACGAACUUUGUCGCCUUUGUUUAUCGUGCAGUGGCAUGAAGUUGUCUAUUUUCGAUGAUGAAGGAACCCAACGCAACUAUCCACUGAAAAUAAUGACGUGUCUGUCUAUUUUGGUCACUGAACAAGACAUGCUGCCAAGAAACAUUUGUGAACACUGCACUUACAAGCUAGAUAUGUUAUAUGAGUUCCGCGAGACAUCUCGUAAAUCAGAAAUUAUUCUCAAACGAUAUUUAUCAAAUGCUGACUACAUGUCACAUAAUGCACAGGAGUACUUAAACAGUAUAGCUGCGCUUUCAUCUCGGGAAGUGAAGAAAGAGAACGUAGAAGGAAGCGAAGUAAUGACAAAUCUUCAAAGCAAUACAAACUCAAGUCCUGAACCUGUACAUAACAACCAAGAUCCUUCAAAUAAAGAAGUGGAAAAAGAGCAAGAGCCAGAUAGUGAAAUGAAUGGCUGUUCAGACUCUGACGAUUCUGAUGAAGAAGGACAGCUAAGGAUUGCCGAGGAGGAUAACUACAACUCUCCUGAGGUUAAGCAGGAGAGGGAUGACGCAGGAAGCUAUGCCUCAGACGAUGGAUCUCGUUCAGACGACCGUAGCCAUUCACUUGACCCUCCCACACCCAAACCUAAGAGUGAAGCAAACAGUCUGUUACGAUCUCUCAUGUCCGGAACUCCCCACAGCGGUAGGUUCAACUCGUCAGAAGACAUUCUUGCCAACCGAACAAACCUGCUGUCCCACUACAACAAUCAAUCUGGGCUGGGCUCAGAAGCUAGGACUGCUAGCGGACGGCGAAAACAAAGCUGUCCACUAAGAGCGACAGAACUACCUUAUAUGCCUCACCACAACGGCAGCUUUAAUGGCAAGAGUGGAGUGACGAUCACGCCUGUGGAGCAGGUCUCACGGUCGCAGGAAGCCAUCUCCAGACUGCUGGAAGCAGCCAACUACACAGACAGAGAAGCGGCUCGGGACACACACGCCACGCAGGACGAUGAGGUCGAGGAGGUUGAAGUAGAUGAGGAAACACAAGCCUGGUGUAGUGCGACUGCUGUAUUUAGACCUAACAAUGGACGGCAAGGGCCGUCACUGGCCAAGCGGAUGGACCUGUCGUGUACCAACUGUGGCACUCGGACCACCACCAUCUGGCGGAGAAACCCUCUAGGAGAGAUGGUGUGUAACGCAUGUGGUCUCUACUACAAGCUGCACAACGUCAACAGGCCCGCAACAAUGAGACGAGAUACAAUACAUACAAGGAGAAGACGACCUAGGGGUGAUAAGACAACCAAGGGCGGAAAAUAUGCAAACACAUCCCUCAAUACCUCAGAGGCUGGUAGUGAGUGUGCCAGUGGGGGCAACAGUGGCAGUGAAGAGUGUGAUGACAUGUUGGUAGCACUGCGCCGCCAGAUUCAACCUCACCUCAUGUUGGCCGCACUGCAACAGAGCUCGGGCUUCCCUCCGUCGUCUGCGGGAGUCGGGGGUGUAAAGCUGCUGGCGCAGAUGUUUCAUUCUAACAUGUUGCGAAACCAUGCCGCCCUGGUGGGGACUGGGUUUCCUUGACCCUUCCUUCCCGUCCUUACGUCCGACCUAGUAUUAUGUUGUACCGAACCUUCUCCAGUAUUACAUGGUCUCAGCUCUCUUUUCUGUUCAAUACUCUUCGGAAUACUCGGCUUAGGUUAGGUGAAUCUGUGAUUCUGUGUUUGCUAUUUAUUUUUCGAUAUUUCGCCCCGCGGGCUCGCUGGCGAAGAUUUGACUUUAUUGUGUAAUAAUUCUGUUAUUUAUUGAUCUAUAAAAUGUUAUUGCUUUCAGUAUUUUUGAGGUUUUUUUACUCAUAUAUAUUUAUUCCUGAUAAAGGAUAGUUCAAAUAUUAUUUCUCCUUUUGGAAAUGUAUUUUUACGCUUAUUGCAACUAUAAAGUGAACAAAAUGUAAGAAUCUCAGACAAAUUGUGUGUGUGUGUGUGUAUUUAAUUUCAUGUUAGGAUAUUUUUUUCCAUAAAAAUGUAGCUACAGUGCUUAUUGCAAACAGUAUGAACAAAUAUAUUUACUUUGACAUUUGUAUUUAAAUCUCAAUGAAAAUAUAAAAGUGCUAAUUUAGAUUAAAAGUUAUUUUGAGUUUUUUGCAAUAGCAUAGAAUGCAUUUGAAGGCCUGUGUAAAAAUCAAUGCAUGGGAUUGAACCCAUGAAACAAAAACAAAUUGAACUAUAACUUACUAACUUAACAGUAGUAGUUAGUUUAGAAUUUGUCAGUUAGGCAGCAGGAAUGUUUACAAAUGGCAUGUUAGAAGUUUUAAAGGGGGAAAAAACUUGUUGACCAGCCAUGUGGCACUUUUAAGUUGAAGUUGUAAAAUUACUCUAGUUUAUGCAAUAAAAAGUAUUGCUCUCCUAUUGAAAUAUUUAGGCUAUACAAAAUAAUUACACUUAAUAAGCACAUUUUAUGGAGAGUCUUACUCAAUUUAGAUUAAGCCUAUUGUUUUGUUAGACUAGGUUAGGUUCGCCGCGGGUCCGUUGUCAGCGAACGGACAAACAGGGUUGUCCGAGCAUUUGCAGCCUUGACCCUAUGACCUUUGUGCCUAAUGGUCGUGUGUAUAUAGUUACGAUAGUAUUAAUCUAACGAUGGUAUUAUGCCGGCAAUAAGUCUAGAAUAGGGCAGCUUACUUACGUAGAAACUCGUUUUGUGCUGUGUUUUCAUGACAUUUUUUGUACAAAGUUCCUUUUCUGCACAACCUUUGGCGAAAGCCAGACUAACACAUAAAUGCUUUAGAUUUAGAGGCUUCAUUUUUUUUAGUUAAGUGUUUUUUUUAUAUUUUUGUAACUAUUUAUUUUCUCAUUUCAUCGUGUUUGUAACGCAAUUGUUGCCAUUAAGCGAGGUGAUGUUUUUUGGUCGCCUGCUGUUUCAAGUGCAUUUUCAAAAGUGUUAUGUCAAUUUCAGGACUAUUACAACUUAAAACUACUCUGGGUAAAAAAAUAAUAGAUUAUGAAAACUUGUCUUUCGUUGAUUCAAAAAUGGUAAAAUUUUGUAUAACCUGACUAGUUAUUACAGAAAAAAAUGUAGUACUUAUAAGCCAUAAAAUUAUUGUCUGAUUAUAAAAAGAACGUCAACUUUAAUGGUUCAUUAGAUUUUCCUUUACAAGUAUGAAGCUCACAUAGUCCUUUGGAUGCUUAAUUUACUUUUAUGAGCCAAAAUAUAUUAACCAAGGAAUAAUACAAAUUAAUAGUUGAAGGUAGAAUGCUAAAUUAACUACAAUUCAUACCAUACCAGAAUCAAACACAUGUAUUCUUUCGCUCUGAAUAAUUUAUAUUAGUGUUGUCUUCUUCAAAGAUUAAACUUUAAUAAGACUGAUCUUUUUUGUGCAAAAUUUACAUAGUUUAAGCCGUUCACAGGUUAUUAAUUUUAUUUAGUUACAAACGCGAUAUUUCAUCGAUAUUAGCACUAGGGUAUUUAUUCAGUAGUUGUGGUCGUAGAUUAAGUCGAGACUACUUAAUACUUUUAGGGCUGACUUUUGUAAGGGACAAACCCCCUAUUUUGUAAGUCGUUACUCGUUGAGCAAGGAUUGUAAAUAGUUGUUAAAAUUUUAAUCAUGGCACUAAUCUCGAAUAGCAUAUUUAGAGUUUUCUCUCACUGUUUACUAAUUGCUCAUUUUUUCUACCUUGCUCAUGAAAUUGCCUGCAAUAAUUCUUAACUUUUAAGUUAGGUUUGAUGAUUGUGAUUUUGUAUGUUAGUUGUCAGUGCCAGAACUGAAUAUUUUAUAUUUUAAAUUGUUUUAAUAUAUUUCAGUAAUUUUUUACUACAAUAGAUUUUUCUAAGCACAUUGUGGCAUUGUUAAAUUUGUAUUACAUGAUUGCAAACUCAAAACUAAUAUUUUUCAUUAUUUUUUAAGUAUGUUAUCAUAUGUACUACUUUGAACAAAGUCUGAAAACACUAAUAGGAAUUCCAGGAUAACAAAAAACUGGAUGUACUGUCAUUGAUUGUAGGAUGAAUAAUUUCUGGAUUUGGAUUAAAGGUUGAAGUUAGAUGGUUGUACAAUAAUUAAUUAUUAACCAGUUAUUCUUACUAUAAAAAGUUGACAAAUUACUUUGUUAAAAAACAACUUGUUAGUAUUCAUCUAGAAUCAAAUUUUAAUUCUGACCUUAAAAACUCAAAUGUCAUAUUGUAUCUUAAAAAUUUGAUGAAUGACGAUCGCAAACUUAUAGUUUCUAAAGAAAUAUUUUAUCGUCAACAUAGAUAUUCAGUUUUGGCAAAUUCAAGACUAAUUUUUGGACUCAUAUCAAUAAUACUCGAAGCCAUAACUUUCAGGUUGUAUUUGUAUCGAUAAUUCUGUUAUUGUUCUUGUCUGAUUAAGAUAUCUUGUUCGUAGGUUAGCAAUCCUUUAUUUAUUUGUUGUUAAUUUUAGAUUCCGAGCAAAGGCAUAUAAACCUGCUAGUAGGCAAUUUAUGUGCAAUCUUGAUAAUAAACAUAUUAAUCUUUUA
Macrosteles quadrilineatus (aster leafhopper) is the source of this 4649-nucleotide messenger RNA. RefSeq lists its product as uncharacterized. The transcript has 13 exons. The coding region runs from base 166 to 1743 and encodes 525 amino acids. NCBI's taxonomy places the organism in Eukaryota, Metazoa, Arthropoda, Insecta, Hemiptera, Cicadellidae. Gene Ontology annotation, molecular function: DNA-binding transcription factor activity, RNA polymerase II-specific; zinc ion binding; RNA polymerase II cis-regulatory region sequence-specific DNA binding. Gene Ontology annotation, biological process: positive regulation of transcription by RNA polymerase II; negative regulation of transcription by RNA polymerase II; cell fate commitment. Gene Ontology annotation, cellular component: nucleus. The record is from RefSeq and is a predicted model, not a curated record.